Messenger RNA from Ilex paraguariensis (yerba mate), 903 nucleotides. The record is from the annotation of a GenBank genome assembly. NCBI's taxonomy places the organism in Eukaryota, Viridiplantae, Streptophyta, Magnoliopsida, Aquifoliales, Aquifoliaceae.
AUGUAUCUGCUUCAUAAUGUCUUUGGAGAAAGGGAGUUGGUAUCUGAUAUUUUCUUAGACUCUUCCUUCAAAGUUUUUGCUGAUACCUUGGCGAGUGGGGGAAUUAUUAAGGCAUUAUGUGUGCCUUCUGGGGCAAAAACUUACUCAAACACUGCUCUUAAGAAGGGUGAUAUUUACAAUGCAGCAAUCAAAUCUGGAGCAAAGGGUUUGCCUUUCCUAAAAGUUUUGAAUGAUGGGGACAUUGAAGGGAUUCCUGCAUUAGUAUCAAGUUUGGAUUCAAAAAAAAGAGAGAAGUUGCUGAAGAUUUUUUCUGCCGGAUCUGGUGAUCUUGUCUUGUUUGCAGUUGGUCACCAUGUGUCAGUUAAUAAAACAUUAGACCGGCUGAGGGGAUAUAUAGCUCAUGAAUUGGGCUUGGUUGACCAUACCAGACAUUCCAUUUUGUGGGUGACUGAUUUUCCAAUGUUUGAGUGGAAUAGUGCGGAACAGAGGCUUGAGGCCUUGCAUCAUCCUUUCACUGCCCCAAACCCUGAAGAUAUGAAGGAUCUUUCCUGUGCCCGUGCCUUAGCUUAUGACAUGGUUUACAAUGGAGUUGAGAUUGGUGGAGGAAGUUUGAGAAUUUUUAAGCGUGAGGUUCAAGAAAUGGUUUUGGAAAUUAUCGGCAUUACCCAUGAACAGGCUGAAGCAAAGUUUGGCUAUCUUCUGGAGGCUCUGGACAUGGGUGCCCCUCCUCAUGGGGGAAUUGCUUACGGCUUGGAUAGAUUGGUGAUGCUGUUGGCUGGUGCUAAUUCCAUCAGGGAUGUUAUAGCUUUCCCAAAGACAUCUACUGCCCAGUGUGCCCUCACUCAAGCACCUUCUGAGGUUGAUCCUCAGCAGCUGAAAGAUCUUUCGUUUCAUGCCCAAUAG